Molecule: messenger RNA, 1148 nt
Organism: Arabidopsis thaliana (thale cress)
Lineage: Eukaryota; Viridiplantae; Streptophyta; Magnoliopsida; Brassicales; Brassicaceae
Product: thylakoid lumen 15.0 kDa protein
Exons: 6
Coding region: 239-910 (223 amino acids)
Cellular component (GO): chloroplast thylakoid lumen
Source: RefSeq, marked reviewed
AAUGUGUUUUGUUGGUUGCACAAAAGAAAAACAUUGGAACCGACCAAAAAAAAAAAACAUUGGAACCGACCAAAAAAAAAAACAUUGGAAAAUCGUACCUCAAAAUGCAAUAACCAAACAAACCUUCUCAUAUGGAUCCUAUAGUAUGGUUAUUUCCGGUUUAGUUGGUUCGGUUCUGUACCGAAAUUAUAUCGAGCGUUUUAACGUUAUCCAGAACGAAGCAGAGUAACGAAGAGUCAUGGCGAUGCUUUUUCGACCUCCUCCUUCACAAUGUAGAAGCUUCUCUCCUUUUGUCUUCAACUACAGCUCCAGAGAAGUUUCUUCGUCGUCUCGUCUCUCCUUGAAAACCUCCGGCGACGAAGAAAACUGGGUUUCACGUUUCCGGUCGAAAUCUCUCAGUUUGGUGUUCUCUGGAGCUCUUGCUCUCGGUUUAUCUCUAUCAGGCGUGGGGUUUGCAGAUGCAAAAGUUGGUGUUAACAAACCAGAAUUGCUUCCUAAAGAGUUCACUUCUGUUAUAGAUGUUGCUGAUUUCCUCUCUAAUGGUCAGGAGAAGAGAAUUGCUCAAGAAAUCGCUAAUCUUGAGAAAGAUACAGGAUUCAAGUUGAGAGUCUUGGCUCAAAACUAUCCCGUUACCCCUGGACUAGCAAUCAAAGAUUUCUGGCAGGUGGAUGAUAGCACAAUUGUGUUUGUCGCUGACCCGACUUUUGGGAACAUAUUGAAUUUCAAUGUUGGAGCUACGGUUGAUUUAGACAUACCUCGUAGUUUCUGGAGUCGACUGGCUGGGAAAUACGGCAAUAUGUUUUACUGGAAAGAGAAGGGAGAAGAUGCAUCUAUUGAAGCUGCAGUGAUGGCGAUAUCAAGUUGCUUACGAGAACCAGUUGGUCGAAACAACUGUGCAGAGAUCCAAUGAAGUAUAUGACCCCAUCAAGCGUAUAUGUUAUUAUCAUAAUAUCAUUGUAUAGAUUGGCACCAAAGAGAUACAGAAUUUGUAAGAAUGAAUCCACGUCUAGUAGUAACCUCUCUCCAUUUCUCAGCUUCACCUACUCAAACAAACAGUUUCAAUUGGUUACUUGUAUCUUUUAAAACAAACAAAUAGAGAAACCAAAAUCAAUAAACUGGAAUAAGAUAUUUCAAAUUGUAACAGCGAA